GACCGCGGAUGAGGAGAUGAUCCUGUACGGCGGGGGAGCAUCGAAGGAAGGUGGGUCCGCUUCCUCUGACGGCGGUGGAGGGUUGGCGGUGGUUUUGAAGAAGGGGCCGUGGACUGCGGCGGAGGACGAGAUUCUGGCGGCGUACGUGAGGGAGCACGGCGAGGGGAACUGGAACGCGGUUCAGAAGAACACGGGCCUUGCCCGUUGCGGUAAGAGCUGUCGGCUCCGGUGGGCGAAUCAUCUCCGGCCGAAUCUGAAGAAAGGCGCCUUCACCGCCGAGGAAGAGCGCUUAAUCAUUCAGCUUCAUGCUCAACUCGGCAACAAAUGGGCUCGCAUGGCCGCUCAGGUGACUAACCCCCUUCUCCUUCUUUUCAUUACAUGAAUCCUCGUAUCUCUCUCUCUCUGUGUAAUCUAUAGAUUCUGGGUUUUUGAUUUUCUUGCUCUGUCAUCUCGUUUCAAGUCUCUCCUCAAUCGCAUAUCGCUUGUCUCUAUGUCCGUACGCGUAGUAUGUCUUUAUUUGCAGUUGCAGUAUCUGGUUUUAAUGGCUUUUGAGUUUAUGUUA
Tarenaya hassleriana is the source of this 562-nucleotide messenger RNA. Its product is annotated as transcription factor GAMYB-like. Bases 17 to 382 code for a protein of 121 amino acids. The transcript has a single exon. The record is from RefSeq and is a predicted model, not a curated record. NCBI's taxonomy places the organism in Eukaryota, Viridiplantae, Streptophyta, Magnoliopsida, Brassicales, Cleomaceae.